GCAGAGAAAGCCAUUCUCACUCGUACCAUUUUAGAAGGAAAUAUGGCAAAUGAAAUCGGCUUUGUUGUUUUGAGUGUGUUGGAGGCGUUUUGUAUCCACUUCAAAACACAACUGGAACAAGAUAAUGGAGAUAAUGUUCUUAUGAGAAAAGUAUCCAGCCUUUUAGUACUAUUCUUGCAAAUUGGUCAAUCGGAAUUUCUGCUAGAACAUGUUUUUGCUGCUAUUAGAUCGUUUAUAAACAAGUUUCCUGUCGUUUUAUUUCGUGGGACGUCGUCGUUUUGUGCCACAUUAUGCUAUGAGAUUUUACAGUGUUGUAAAUCAAAGUUAUCUACCGUUAGACAACAGGCUAGUUUAAUAUUAUAUCUUCUAAUGAGAAGCAAUUUCGAAUAUACUGGGCGGGAUUUCGUUCGCGUGAAUUUACAGGCUACGCUGGCUAUCUCAAGGAUCAUAUCUGGCGUUUCUGGGAAUACUGAUGAAGGUUUAAUAAAGUCUUCGCUAAACCAGAUAUCAUCAUUAGUUAAUUCUGACGAAGGAAUGAAACAAACCCUGUUUCCGAGCCAAGUCUACAACCUGUUAAAGCGUUUAAGGACAGUUUUAGUAGCUAUGAAUAAAAUGCAGAAAUAUAGAGAUGACCCGGAACUUUUAAUAAAACUUCAAUAUAGUUUAGCUCAAUCAUACGUUAAUAAUCCUCAACUUCGUCAGUAUUGGCUGGAACAAAUGUGUUUAACGCACGAGAGUCAUGGAAAUAUAUCAGAGGCUGCCUUAUGUCAAGUGCAUAUUGCUGCGCUUAUUGCGGAGUACAUGCAAAGAAAAAUGAACUAUGAUCAUAGCUGUAGGGUUUUUACUCGAGUUUCAAAUAAUAUAGUAGAAGAAGAAAAUUUACAAGAAGAUAAAGCAGCGGAAGACGUAAUUGGCUAUACUGAGGAUUUAUACGUUGAAAUGAUGGAAAAAUGUGUAAAAUUAUUAACAAUCGCUGAACGUUAUGAAUUGGUUGCUGAAAUUUACCGAUUAUUAUUACCAAUUUACGAACGCCAACGACAUUUUCAACAAUUAGCCGAUGCUCAUGGUCAAUUACAUGAAGCUUACAAGAAAAUUGUAGAAGUUAUGUCUAGCGGUAACCGAUUUUUAGGAACUUAUUAUCGUGUUUCAUUUUUUGGUCAGGAAUUCGAAGAUGAUGGUGGCAAGGAGUAUAUUUAUAAAGAGCCUAAAGUUACAGGCUUAUCUGAAAUUUCGCAGCGGCUAAGUGCAAUGUACGGAAAGAGAUUUAAUAAAGAAGUAGCGAUUAUUCAAGAUUCGGGACAGGUUGAUACAAAAACGUUGGAUGAAAAAAAAAUAUAUAUACAAGUGACCUUUGUUAGUCCUUACUUUGAAGAAGAGGAGCUGGAAAAUCGAAUAACUGAAUUCGAACGUUCAACUAAUCUACAUCGAUUUAUGUAUGAAACACCUUUUACUUUGAGUGGUAAAACUCACGGAGCUCUAUCGGAGCAAUACAAACGAAAAACAGUCUUAACCACUUCGCACUUCUUCCCAUACAUUAAGAAACGUCUAUUAGUCGUCCAAAGAGAACAAUUUGAACUGACGCCUGUGGAGGUUGCUAUCGAUGAGAUGCAAAAUAAGAUUAGUCAACUCUAUGAGGUUAUAAGAGACCCGCCUGAUAUGAAAAAAUUACAAUUAGUGUUACAGGGUUGCGUCAGUGUCCAAGUUAACGCUGGCCCGAUGGCUUAUGCGAAGACUUUUUUAAGUCCAAAAACUGUUCAUAAUUAUGCACGCCAUCAUGUUGAAAAGCUAAAAUCGGUUUAUCGGUUAUUUAUGAAUUUAUGUGGUGACGCAUUAGAAUUAAAUGGAAAAAUUAUCAAAGAAGAUCAGCGAAAAUAUCAAGAACAGAUGAUUCAUAAUUAUGAUGAGAUGAUCAAAGAUCUAACGGUUGUUUUAGGUGCCGAGGUAUGCCUUAUUUUUAGUCAUGAUUAUUACAUAUUGCAAAAUUAA
This is a messenger RNA of Trichoplax adhaerens, 1986 nucleotides long. RefSeq lists its product as uncharacterized. Lineage: Eukaryota; Metazoa; Placozoa; Uniplacotomia; Trichoplacea; Trichoplacidae. Gene Ontology annotation, molecular function: guanyl-nucleotide exchange factor activity. Gene Ontology annotation, biological process: small GTPase-mediated signal transduction; positive regulation of GTPase activity. The record is from RefSeq and is a predicted model, not a curated record. The transcript has 18 exons. The annotation marks the transcript as partial.